AUGCCGCGUAGGACACAUAAGAAGUCGCGCAAUGGCUGCUUAGAAUGUAAGCGGCGCCACAUAAAAUGCGACGAGAAACAACCGAUAUGCUCCAACUGUCGGUCUUCGGAACGCUCCUGUGAAUACGCGGAUCCGUUCAUACGGGCGGCCCAUUCGCGGUCAAGCAAAUCAUCAACCCCGUCACCUGCUGGCCUGGUGACGAAUGAUAUACCCUUGCGAUCGCCUGCACAUCCAUCUUCUCUAUCUGACAGUCCCCCAGUCAACAUGCUUCACGCUGAGCUGUUCUUCAACUUGGUGAACUAUACUCUCAGCAGUCUCAGCGAAGGGGAGACCGCUUGGCUUGGUGCUCCGGAAGUGAUGCGAAUGGUCGUCUCAACGCCCUAUCUCAUCAAUCAAAUGCUUGCAAUGAGUGCUUUACACUUGAGUAUAGUGCGUCCAGAAAACGGAGAGUGGUAUCGGCGCCAUGCAGCCCAUCUACAAACGCAUGCCUUGGAGAUUUACAAUCAAAGGAGACUCGAGGUGAACCAGGAGAGCAAUGUCCCACUAUUUCUUUUCUCCUGCAUUCUCGGCAUGCACACUCUGUGUGACGUCUUGGUUCACCGAGAAGAGACGAGUUUCGAUACAUUUAUAGAGCGAUUUGUGCGUUGUCUCAAACUCCAAAUUGGUAUUCGCGUCGUGAUAUCUUCAACUACAUGGCAAUCACUACGAGAGUCAAUCCUCAGGAAACCGCUUCAAGACGGAGCAAUCUUAUUCGAAUGGGAUACGAAACUUGGACCCGAGUGCGCAGGACUGUUGAGGCUCGUUGAAGGGGCUAAGCUGGGCGACUCCAUCACUUCCACCUAUCGGGGUGCGAUACAGGCGCUGCAGAUGUCUAUGAAUGCAGCUCUCAAGGCCUCGCUGAAAAAUAUCGGGGGUGUUACGGGCUGGCCUGUCAUAGUCAGCCCUGAAUAUGCCGAGCACUUGGCAAUGCAGCGGCCCGAAGCUCUGGUGAUUCUAGCUCAUUACGCCGUUAUUCUACACUGGCAUCGGCAUUUGUGGUUGUUUGGCGAUGGUGGUCGCUUUCUUAUCGAGUCCAUCAGCAGGCAUCUAGGCCCGAGCUGGGCUGAGUGGUUGGAGUGGCCGAACCGGAGCUUGAGUGAACCUAGUCGGUCAGGUGGAAUGUCGUAG
Messenger RNA from Aspergillus tubingensis, 1167 nucleotides. Its product is annotated as Zn(II)2Cys6 transcription factor domain-containing protein. Bases 1 to 1167 code for a protein of 388 amino acids. The transcript is spliced from 2 exons. Gene Ontology annotation, molecular function: zinc ion binding; DNA-binding transcription activator activity, RNA polymerase II-specific. NCBI's taxonomy places the organism in Eukaryota, Fungi, Ascomycota, Eurotiomycetes, Eurotiales, Aspergillaceae. The record is from RefSeq and is a predicted model, not a curated record. Gene Ontology annotation, biological process: regulation of transcription by RNA polymerase II.